Danaus chrysippus (African queen) is the source of this 1032-nucleotide messenger RNA. The record is from the annotation of a GenBank genome assembly. NCBI's taxonomy places the organism in Eukaryota, Metazoa, Arthropoda, Insecta, Lepidoptera, Nymphalidae.
AUGAACGAUCUAAAUUAUAACGCUGGGAUGAGUUCCUAUCAGUUCGUGAAUUCCCUGGCUUCGUGCUACGGGAAUCAAGUACCAGGACGAACUGGGACGCCGGUGGAACAAAACCACCCUGGCAUUCCGACACCCGGGACUGAUUAUUACAACCCUAAUGCCACAUCGUCAUAUCCAAAUACAUGUUAUUCGCCACCACAAGUCAGCCACCAUUACCCACAACAUCCCUACGCCACACCGGCCUCUGGAGCUCAUAUGCAGCCACAAGCUAUGAUAGAUUACACCCAACUACAUCCACAAAGACUUGCUAACACCACCCAUAUUCACCCACACACAAACCCAAGUCCUGGCGCGUUAUCCCCCAAUAUAAUGACACCAACAAGCCAAACAGCUAGCGCCUGUAAAUUCGCGGACUCAACCUCAACCACAGGAGUAGCUUCACCCCAAGAUUUAACUACUUCAUCAGGCCCGGGACGAACUUCACCCGGCUUCAAUGUUAAUCCAGCAAGCACUAGUACUAAAUUAGGCUUGACAACACCUAUAGCGUCGCCAGUGGAGCAUAAAGCUAAUAUAAAUCAGAAUAUAUCAAGCCCAGCUUCAAGCACAUCAAGCAAUGAAAGCGCUGAAGCUAAUAAUACUAGUACAAAGAACACCAAAUCAUCAGCUAAUGCUCAAGCGAACCCACCACAGAUAUACCCAUGGAUGAAGCGAGUGCAUCUAGGACAGAGUACAGUCAACGCGAAUGGUGAGACGAAACGUCAAAGGACUUCGUACACCCGGUACCAGACCCUGGAAUUGGAGAAGGAGUUCCACUUUAACCGCUACUUGACGAGGAGGAGACGCAUAGAGAUAGCUCACGCGCUGUGUCUGACUGAGAGGCAGAUCAAGAUAUGGUUCCAGAACCGACGUAUGAAAUGGAAGAAGGAACAUAAGAUGGCUUCUAUGAACAUAGUUCCCUACCACAUGAACCCAUACGGACAUCCGUACCAGUUCGACCUACACCCGAGCCAAUUCGCGCAUUUAUCAGCAUAG